This is a messenger RNA of Closterium sp. Naga37s-1, 3837 nucleotides long. NCBI's taxonomy places the organism in Eukaryota, Viridiplantae, Streptophyta, Zygnematophyceae, Desmidiales, Closteriaceae. The record is from the annotation of a GenBank genome assembly.
AUGGCCUGUAACAUGGGAGAAUGCGGGGACAGGAUGGACUGGCACUGCUGCCAUGCCACAUGGGAGAAUGCGGGGACAGGAUGGACUGGCACUGCUGCCAUGCCACAUGGGAGAAUGCGGGGACAGGAUGGACUGGCACUGCUGCCAUGCCACAUGGGAGAAUGCGGGGACAGGAUGGACUGGCACUGCUGCCAUGCCACAUGGGAGAAUGCGGGGACAGGAUGGACUGGCACUGCUGCCAUGCCACAUGGGAGAAUGCGGGGACAGGAUGGACUGGCACUGCUGCCAUGCCACAUGGGAGAAUGCGGGGACAGGAUGGACUGGCACUGCUGCCAUGCCACAUGGGAGAAUGCGGGGACAGGAUGGACUGGCACUGCUGCCAUGCCACAUGGGAGAAUGCGGGGACAGGAUGGACUGGCACUGCUGCCAUGCCACAUGGGAGAAUGCGGGGACAGGAUGGACUGGCACUGCUGCCAUGCCACAUGGGAGAAUGCGGGGACAGGAUGGACUGGCACUGCUGCCAUGCCACAUGGGAGAAUGCGGGGACAGGAUGGACUGGCACUGCUGCCAUGCCACAUGGGAGAAUGCGGGGACAGGAUGGACUGGCACUGCUGCCAUGCCACAUGGGAGAAUGCGGGGACAGGAUGGACUGGCACUGCUGCCAUGCCACAUGGGAGAAUGCGGGGACAGGAUGGACUGGCACUGCUGCCAUGCCACAUGGGAGAAUGCGGGGACAGGAUGGACUGGCACUGCUGCCAUGCCACAUGGGAGAAUGCGGGGACAGGAUGGACUGGCACUGCUGCCAUGCCACAUGGGAGAAUGCGGGGACAGGAUGGACUGGCACUGCUGCCAUGCCACAUGGGAGAAUGCGGGGACAGGAUGGACUGGCACUGCUGCCAUGCCACAUGGGAGAAUGCGGGGACAGGAUGGACUGGCACUGCUGCCAUGCCACAUGGGAGAAUGCGGGGACAGGAUGGACUGGCACUGCUGCCAUGCCACAUGGGAGAAUGCGGGGACAGGAUGGACUGGCACUGCUGCCAUGCCACAUGGGAGAAUGCGGGGACAGGAUGGACUGGCACUGCUGCCAUGCCACAUGGGAGAAUGCGGGGACAGGAUGGACUGGCACUGCUGCCAUGCCACAUGGGAGAAUGCGGGGACAGGAUGGACUGGCACUGCUGCCAUGCCACAUGGGAGAAUGCGGGGACAGGAUGGACUGGCACUGCUGCCAUGCCACAUGGGAGAAUGCGGGGACAGGAUGGACUGGCACUGCUGCCAUGCCACAUGGGAGAAUGCGGGGACAGGAUGGACUGGCACUGCUGCCAUGCCACAUGGGAGAAUGCGGGGACAGGAUGGACUGGCACUGCUGCCAUGCCACAUGGGAGAAUGCGGGGACAGGAUGGACUGGCACUGCUGCCAUGCCACAUGGGAGAAUGCGGGGACAGGAUGGACUGGCACUGCUGCCAUGCCACAUGGGAGAAUGCGGGGACAGGAUGGACUGGCACUGCUGCCAUGCCACAUGGGAGAAUGCGGGGACAGGAUGGACUGGCACUGCUGCCAUGCCACAUGGGAGAAUGCGGGGACAGGAUGGACUGGCACUGCUGCCAUGCCACAUGGGAGAAUGCGGGGACAGGAUGGACUGGCACUGCUGCCAUGCCACAUGGGAGAAUGCGGGGACAGGAUGGACUGGCACUGCUGCCAUGCCACAUGGGAGAAUGCGGGGACAGGAUGGACUGGCACUGCUGCCAUGCCACAUGGGAGAAUGCGGGGACAGGAUGGACUGGCACUGCUGCCAUGCCACAUGGGAGAAUGCGGGGACAGGAUGGACUGGCACUGCUGCCAUGCCACAUGGGAGAAUGCGGGGACAGGAUGGACUGGCACUGCUGCCAUGCCACAUGGGAGAAUGCGGGGACAGGAUGGACUGGCACUGCUGCCAUGCCACAUGGGAGAAUGCGGGGACAGGAUGGACUGGCACUGCUGCCAUGCCACAUGGGAGAAUGCGGGGACAGGAUGGACUGGCACUGCUGCCAUGCCACAUGGGAGAAUGCGGGGACAGGAUGGACUGGCACUGCUGCCAUGCCACAUGGGAGAAUGCGGGGACAGGAUGGACUGGCACUGCUGCCAUGCCACAUGGGAGAAUGCGGGGACAGGAUGGACUGGCACUGCUGCCAUGCCACAUGGGAGAAUGCGGGGACAGGAUGGACUGGCACUGCUGCCAUGCCACAUGGGAGAAUGCGGGGACAGGAUGGACUGGCACUGCUGCCAUGCCACAUGGGAGAAUGCGGGGACAGGAUGGACUGGCACUGCUGCCAUGCCACAUGGGAGAAUGCGGGGACAGGAUGGACUGGCACUGCUGCCAUGCCACAUGGGAGAAUGCGGGGACAGGAUGGACUGGCACUGCUGCCAUGCCACAUGGGAGAAUGCGGGGACAGGAUGGACUGGCACUGCUGCCAUGCCACAUGGGAGAAUGCGGGGACAGGAUGGACUGGCACUGCUGCCAUGCCACAUGGGAGAAUGCGGGGACAGGAUGGACUGGCACUGCUGCCAUGCCACAUGGGAGAAUGCGGGGACAGGAUGGACUGGCACUGCUGCCAUGCCACAUGGGAGAAUGCGGGGACAGGAUGGACUGGCACUGCUGCCAUGCCACAUGGGAGAAUGCGGGGACAGGAUGGACUGGCACUGCUGCCAUGCCACAUGGGAGAAUGCGGGGACAGGAUGGACUGGCACUGCUGCCAUGCCACAUGGGAGAAUGCGGGGACAGGAUGGACUGGCACUGCUGCCAUGCCACAUGGGAGAAUGCGGGGACAGGAUGGACUGGCACUGCUGCCAUGCCACAUGGGAGAAUGCGGGGACAGGAUGGACUGGCACUGCUGCCAUGCCACAUGGGAGAAUGCGGGGACAGGAUGGACUGGCACUGCUGCCAUGCCACAUGGGAGAAUGCGGGGACAGGAUGGACUGGCACUGCUGCCAUGCCACAUGGGAGAAUGCGGGGACAGGAUGGACUGGCACUGCUGCCAUGCCACAUGGGAGAAUGCGGGGACAGGAUGGACUGGCACUGCUGCCAUGCCACAUGGGAGAAUGCGGGGACAGGAUGGACUGGCACUGCUGCCAUGCCACAUGGGAGAAUGCGGGGACAGGAUGGACUGGCACUGCUGCCAUGCCACAUGGGAGAAUGCGGGGACAGGAUGGACUGGCACUGCUGCCAUGCCACAUGGGAGAAUGCGGGGACAGGAUGGACUGGCACUGCUGCCAUGCCACAUGGGAGAAUGCGGGGACAGGAUGGACUGGCACUGCUGCCAUGCCACAUGGGAGAAUGCGGGGACAGGAUGGACUGGCACUGCUGCCAUGCCACAUGGGAGAAUGCGGGGACAGGAUGGACUGGCACUGCUGCCAUGCCACAUGGGAGAAUGCGGGGACAGGAUGGACUGGCACUGCUGCCAUGCCACAUGGGAGAAUGCGGGGACAGGAUGGACUGGCACUGCUGCCAUGCCACAUGGGAGAAUGCGGGGACAGGAUGGACUGGCACUGCUGCCAUGCCAUACCAUGCCAUGCCAUACCAUGCCAUGCCAUACCAUGCCAUGCCAUGCCAUACCAUGCCAUGCCAUGCCAUGCCUCGCUCCUCACCAUGCAGUGUGCUCGGCAGGACACAAGCGACAUGUGGCACGCGUGCCAUUCCUCUUCCAGGAAGAGUGUGAAGGACGCAAACGAGUGGGCGAUCUGCGGAUGGGCAAAGGGAGUGGAGAACAGGAGGUGGGAGGAGCCUCUCCUUAUCGCAUCCCUGCAGCGACAUGUGGCACGCGUGCCAUUCCUCUUCCCGCCAGGAGUCGUAAAGGGAAUUGA